AGUGGUAGAAUCAUAGAGACAGAAAGAAAAAAAAACUCCAAAACCUGGAAAAUGAAAGCAAGACAACUGGAGUAAACCCCUAAUAUAUAAACACUUCACACCAACACAGCACCAUGAAACAACUGCUUUGCUCUGUACUUCAACAAGAUGACUCUUUGGUGGCAGGCUCUUAUCCUCUGCUUCUCUCUGAGCUGUGUCCACUGUCUCCCAUCUGCUGUUCUCCACAACAAAUACAUCACUUCUUAUCGACUCGCACAAGUCACAAGAUGUAGAGUCCAGCAGCUGCUAAUGAGAUAUAAAGAAGAACAGUUGGGAACCAAAGACUACGAGAACAGGAGUGAGCAUUUGAAAGACCUGCCAUCACUCUCUACUGAUUUCUACCACUGGCUAAAACUGACAGAUGAGGAGCGACUGGGAGCAGCUCUCUCAGACACGCAGGCCUUCUGGAGCAUGCUGCAGUGGAAGAGGGAGCAGAUUAGAUCUGAAGACAAACACAGCACUUUGCCUCAGAGCUUUCAACACAUCGAGUGUGACAUUCGGGAUCUCAUAACAAAAAUCAACAAGCAGAUGAACUACACUGGCUGCACUUCUACGAGACCACACACUACCAGAGGGCACAGAGCUGUUGUCCGUAGCAACAAUCAUACACAAUGGGACAGUCGAGUGGAGGGGUACAUCAUCCUGAGAGAUCUAGACCUGUACCUCACCAAACUUGCCCGGGACUUUCUCCUCCUGGCAACCAAAACAACUCCAACUCAAAGACAAACAGAAAAAGGCAUCAUGAAGUCUUAAGGGGGACAACCUUGACUAAUUAUAGAGAGGAUUAUAUGGGGUAUUUCCUAAGGUUUCAGUCAUAUUUAAAAAAAAACUGAGAGAACAUUCCAACUUGUUGUGUUAAAAGCACUGAACUUUCCAGAAUGUAUUUUGUUAUUUAUGCUAUUUAUUUGUAAUUUAUUUAUUGAAAAAUGUAUUUGUUACAAUAAAGAUUUACUGUUUAUUACAUGGAUAUUAAUAAAGAGAAAGCAUUGAA
Boleophthalmus pectinirostris (great blue-spotted mudskipper) is the source of this 1030-nucleotide messenger RNA. RefSeq lists its product as uncharacterized. The record is from RefSeq and is a predicted model, not a curated record. The transcript is spliced from 5 exons. NCBI's taxonomy places the organism in Eukaryota, Metazoa, Chordata, Actinopteri, Gobiiformes, Gobiidae. The coding region runs from base 148 to 792 and encodes 214 amino acids.